Plectropomus leopardus (leopard coralgrouper) is the source of this 354-nucleotide messenger RNA. Lineage: Eukaryota; Metazoa; Chordata; Actinopteri; Perciformes; Serranidae. The record is from RefSeq and is a predicted model, not a curated record.
UCUGUCCACAGCAGCAGGCGGACUCCAGCUCCCAGAAUGCCCGAGCAGAGUAACGACUACCGCGUGGUGGUGUUCGGCGCCGGCGGAGUGGGGAAGAGCUCGCUGGUCCUUCGGUUUGUCAAAGGCACCUUCAGAGACACCUACAUCCCCACCGUGGAGGACACAUACAGACAGGUGAUCAGCUGUGAUAAGAGCGUCUGCACGCUGCAGAUCACCGACACAACAGGAAGUCACCAGUUUCCCGCCAUGCAGCGCCUCUCCAUCUCCAAAGGCCACGCCUUCAUCCUGGUGUUCUCCAUCACCAGCCGCCAGUCGCUGGAGGAGCUCAAACCCAUCUACCAGCAGGUCACAUGA